Dentiscutata erythropus is the source of this 205-nucleotide messenger RNA. NCBI's taxonomy places the organism in Eukaryota, Fungi, Glomeromycota, Glomeromycetes, Diversisporales, Gigasporaceae. The record is from the annotation of a GenBank genome assembly.
AAAUAUAUUUAAGAAAGCUGAUGAAGAUGCUAAUAAACCUGAACUUAAGUCUUUAGAAGUUUCCCAUUUAAAUACAAUAAAUACAAUGAAUACCUACCAAUACCAACUAAUAAAACGUCUAAAUCCUUCAAGUUCGGAUAAAUACAGAUCUAUUAUUUCACAGAAAAGUAAUUAUGAAUUGUUUAGUCCAGAUUCUAUAGGCUAA